Molecule: messenger RNA, 9394 nt
Organism: Nerophis ophidion (straightnose pipefish)
Lineage: Eukaryota; Metazoa; Chordata; Actinopteri; Syngnathiformes; Syngnathidae
Gene: il6st
Product: interleukin 6 cytokine family signal transduce
Exons: 16
Coding region: 108-2888 (926 amino acids)
Biological process (GO): cytokine-mediated signaling pathway
Cellular component (GO): external side of plasma membrane; signaling receptor complex
Molecular function (GO): cytokine receptor activity; cytokine binding
Source: RefSeq, a predicted model, not a curated record
GACACUGCUUCUUUGACGGGAAGUGGGCGGUCCUACGUGGUACGAGGCAGGGCGCUUACCCAAAAUAUGUUGCGUAUUAAACUUUGACCACCUUUGUUCGCAAAUUAAUGGUGUCGUUAUCAGAAAAACACAUAUCGACUGACGCUGACUCAAAUUUAGGGAAAAUGUCUGCGGUAAGGCUUCCACUGUUGAUGCUGGCCUUUCUGGCAUCUGCUUCGUCUACAUCAGGAGAAAUUACCAGCCAUUUGGUAAUAACACCGCAGUCUCCAGUGAUCCAGAUUGGGACCAACUUCACAGCUACGUGUGUGAUCACUGACACGGCUGAAACAACAGCAGAUGAUCUUUACUGGAAUCUUUCCCAGAGUAUUAUCCCCAAGAAUCAGUACACUAAGAUCAACGAAUCAGCACUUAGUGUCACUAUCCUUGUGAACAGCGAAAAGCCAGAAUGGUUAUACUGCCACAGCAGGGAAAAAUCUCCCUACAUUUCCGUAAACAAGGGGAAAUUUAUUCAUGGGAUCCUUCUUACAAAAAUCUAUCCUCCAGACAAACCUAAGAAUCUGACAUGCAUCGCAACUCAGGAGAAAGCUUUUAUCUUACCAAACUUGAAGUGUUUUUGGGAAACCGCAGGAUACCACACCAACGAAAUGUCACCGACGACGUAUACUCUGCAUGUUGAAGUUAUGCUUGAUGAUCAGGUCUACAAUGUGUCAACAAAAGGAAAUAGCGCUCAAGUGAAAAUGGCUAUUUUCCCUCAUCACAUGAUACUGGAUGUUUGGGUAGUGGCCCGCAAUCAUCUGGGAAGUAAGGAGUCCGAACAUCUUAAUAAAGAUGCUGAUUGGUUUGUUAAAACAAACCCUCCAUCUGGUGUGAAAGUCCUUUCGGACCAAACACUUCCCACUUCUCUUCUCAUAAACUGGACCCCCCCAAUUUUCAGAGACUAUUUGAUAUUAAAGUAUCAAAUCAGGUACUGCCCGAAUGGAUCUGACGAUUGGAUUAACGUACCUGUUGUGGACAUUGCUGAAGAUAUACAGUCAUUCAGACUCCAAAACCUACAACCAGACACAGUUUAUGCCAUUCAAAUACGCUGUAAAAUCGCUAAAAAGGACCAUGGAUAUUGGAGUGACUGGAGUCCCAGAGUUACCAAAAAAACACCUGAAGACCGACCAACAAGUAAACCUGAUUUAUGGACAAUAAUUGCUGACAGUGAACACAAAAAUGAGAGAGAAGUGACGUUGAUUUGUAGGGAUCCAGUGUUUUCCAAUGGAAGGAUAACAAGCUUCAACCUCGAGAUUCAAACCCAAAAAGAAAAUAUUGGAAAUGGAAGUAUGGCUUGGGGCUACAUCUCUGUCAACCGGUCAAUGGCAGACAGCUCCCAGAGUCAAAUGGUUACGAUCUUGAAAAAGAUUUCCCUGCCGUACCAGAGCUAUAUGAUGGUGCACGUCACCGCCAUCAAUUCUAUUGGGACUUCUCCUCAAGAAUCACUUGGAAUCCCAGUGAAAACUCAUGAGCGCAACCUCGUGGAAAACCUUAAGGUAUGGCCACAAGAAGGACAACUUUUCCUAAAAUGGAAUGCCACCAGCAAUUCAAGUGUAACAGAAUUUAUCGUUGAGUGGGUCAGCGGUAUUGGCAUUGACUGGCAGAGAGAAAACAGAAACACCCGACAAACGGCCUUAAAAGGCAACAUUGAGAAAUUUAUUUGCUACAAGAUAUCUGUGUAUCCGAUAUACUAUGGAUGGAAUGGCAAGCCAGCAACAUACUUUAAAUGGAAGGGCAAGCCAGCCACAAUUGAAGCUUUUCUUGAAGAAGGAGCUCCUUUGGAAGGUCCUUCUGUUCGACUGAAUGUUAAACCGGGGCGAAAUGAGGCAGAAUUGGUUUGGAAUGAAAUACCCUUACACAAACGACAAGGCUUCAUCACAAAUUACACAAUUUUCUAUUCAAGCAGCAAUGAAAUACAUGAAAUUACAGUGCCAGCUAACAUCACCUCAUACGUACUGACGUCACUAACAGGCAACACCAAGUACGACACUUGGAUCAGGGCGUCCACCAUUCGAGGCUCGACUAAUGGAACAAACCACUCAUUUACCACACUGAAAUAUGCUCCAGGGGAGAUCGAGAUGAUUGUGGUUGGAGUGAGUCUCAGCUUUCUCUUCGUUGUUCUCAUGACCAUGUUGCUAUGUAUCUACAAAAGAGACACGAUCAAGAAGAACUUUUGGCCUUGGAUCCCAAACCCUGGAGAGAGCACCAUUGUAAACUGGUCUCCUGAUUAUCCUUUGAAACCAGAGACACCAAAGGAGAACUGUCUGUCGGACAUCAGCGUGCUUGAUAUGGACGUCAAUGAUGAAAAGUCAGUGUUGGAGGAAGACAAAGCUAACCUGGCUCUCAAGAAAGACAAGUAUCUUUCUGAAGAGCACAGUAGCGGUAUUGGAGGCUCCUCUUGCAUGUCUUCACCUCGUCAGAGUGUGUCGGACAGCGAUGAGGGCGGUGAGAUUGCUGAAACCACAGCCAGCACUGUUCAGUACUCUUCAGUGGUGGCAUCCAGUGGUUACAAGGGUCAGACCCCGUGCGUCCCACCUCAGCAGGUAAUCUUUUCACGUUCCGAGUCCACGCAGCCUCUUCUGGACUCAGAGGAGAACCCGGACAUAGUGCAGGAGGGCAGCAGACAGUCGGAGUUGUUUCCUCAAGUGCCUUGCUUCACGCAGGCUGCGUGGAACCAAGACAGUGCCAGCUCAUCUAAGUUCAACCAGCUUGAGAUGGAGCCACAGGAGGCCCUGUUGUCUCUGGACUUGUGUCCCUUGGCAGAAGACUCUGAGCUGACAACACCUGCAGAUCGCCAAUCAGCACCCGUGUCCAGCUACAUGCCACAACUUUGUGGCUACAGGUCGCAGUAAGAGCACUGACAGAUAGGUGGUCUCGGGAUGGGCAAUAUGACCUAAACUUUAUUUUGCAAUAUGUAUAGCAGUGUCCUGCGAUAAAAAUGUAUAUUACAAUGUAUUAUUUGGUAUACAAAUAAUUAUAGAACCAUUUCAAAACAGGCUACAAAGGCUUAAUUUCCAUUUGUAACAUUUUCUCAAAACUUUUAGUAAUAUACUUACUAAAUAACUGCUAAUAGAUGGUUCUUUUCUGUUAUAACAUGGUUCUAUCUAUGUUUUUGUUCAAAUAUAAUACGCACUUAUUCAUCUGUUGUUUGAUACUUUACAUUAGUUUUGAGUAAUACUACAAAUGUGGUAUCAAAUGUAGUGAAAGGGGGGCAGUAAUGUCCAUUUGAUAGUCCACAUUUUAAAGAUCUCUGAAUGAUUCUAUUUUUGAUCCCAAUUAUAUUCAGACACAAAUCAAGAUUGUAGCGUAACAAUAUCAAAGUAAUAUUUUAGGUAUUUCUUACUAUUGACUCUGAUUUAAAUAUGUGUUUUGACUUUGAAGCCCUCUUGUGCCCAUGGACUUAAUUUUCUAGGUUUGUAAACAAUAAGAAAAAACAUCAAAAUAUUUUUUUGAUGAUCAAAAAUAUCAACCAUAUUUUGGUAUUGUUACUGUCAAUCCUAAUUUACUGUUUGUAUCGAUCCAGCCACCUUUGAUCACAUUCAAGACCUUUAUCUUGCGGUUUGUUAGGUGUGGGGUGUAGCAUGUUUAGCUAUUCCUCUUCCUCCAGGGAGGAUACUUGUAAGAAAUGUACUUUAUUUGCCACCAAGGAGGUGAGGAUUUCUGACUUAAAAGUGGCUUUGCACUGUGUCAAGGAGUUAGUCGCUGGCAAAAAUGCGGCAGCAUCUUGAGAAUGCGUUUGAUCACUUUUUGCUUUUAGCAACCCUAAAGUGUUCUACACAUGUGAAUAUAUCUGUGCGCCUUUUGAUUUCAAGUUUUCUAAGCCGUCACCAUUAGGCCUAAUCUUUGCUCUUAACUAUGCAGAACUACACUGCUCCCAAAAAAUAAAAGGGAGUACUUAUAUUACUUAUCCAAGAUCCCAAUUUUGAAUUUCAGUUAAAACUAUCAAUAAGACACAGUAGCAGGGACACAAUUUGGAUUUCAGAAAUGGGACACACACACACCUGGAUUGAGUACAGGCGAUGUUUGGUUUUUAAGUAUUCAACUCAUUUUUUUUCCCUUUUGUGUAAAAUAAUUUCAAUGUAAUUGGACUCCAUCCUAAAUUUAUUUAGAUGCAUGUUUUGGAUUAUUAAGAAUACAUGUUUAAAAUGUAAUUCAAAUAUAUAUAUAUCCUUCCAUCCAUUUUCUAUCACUUGUGCCCUUUUUUGGGGGUCUGGAGCCUAUCUCAGCUGCAUUCGGGCGGAAGGCGGGGUAUAUAUAUAUAUUUAAUUAGUGCAAAAUAACACUAACACAUACAUUUUGUGCUUGUAUCCACUCCCUUCAACAUGUGAUUAAGUUAAUUAUAUGACAAAUAUUCACCUGAUUAAUCUCACUUUUAGAACCAAAACAAGGCAUCAGUCAGCUAGCUUUUGUACAGUCUUUGGUGCGCUACAAUAGCUGAAGUCCUCAGUUUAUUCUAGAUCAGGUAAACAAGUCUCCCGUCCAAAGGCAAAACCCAGUAACUCAAUUUUGGUCAAAACUGAGCUGAUAAUAAUUUGAGAGUUCCUAGGUGAUAUAUGCCUUACAUUAGAGCAGGGGUCGGGAACCUUUUUGGCUGAGAGAGCCAAAAAGCCAAAUAUUUUAAAAUAGAUUUCCGUAAGAGCCAUAUAAUACUUUUUUUAACACUGAACACAACUAAACGCGUGCAUUUUUAAGUAAGACCAACAUUUCUAGAGUAUAAUAGGUCUCUUAUUCUUUGUUAUAACAUUGUUAUUCUGAAGCUAACUGUAGAGGGGGCGUGGCCUGCGGGCCUGCAGUGACAGGUGCGUAGAUGGCCCACCUGAGCCUUGUUAUCUAAUCACCUGUCGCUCUGUUAUAAGCAGCAGCCAGGAGGAGAGAUGGGGUUGGGGCUGGAAAUACAAUUGCUGGAAAACAACUGAGAGACUUAUUGAAAAAUAAAACAAUAUUGUAACCCUGAAACAGGCUCUCAUGUCGGUGCUUGGGGGUCUGAAGAACCCCCAGGAGGGCAAGCCCCACACUAACCAAUAAUAAAUAAAUAACUUCUUACCAUUAACGCAACUUCUUGAACAGGUGCGGUAGAAAACGGAUGGAUGGAUUAGAGCCAUAGGUUCCCUACCCCUGCAUUAGUGUAUGCGAUAUUGUAAUUUGUUCCGUAAGUAAGCUGUUACGCGCAUGGCAGGACAUAGCAACUAUCACAUAACCGCGUAGAUACAACAGAAAAACCUAUUAUCUCAAGGGACCAAUCGGAGCUUCUUUGUCAGUCGCCUUAUUGUCUUUAAUGAGACAUUUGCACCAAUGGGGGCCGACGGUCAACCUGAUUGUGAUAUUAUGGCACGAGGGGAUAUUUGGAAGAUUGGCCCAGGACGUUGCAAGCACCUUCAUUAAAUGUAUUGUUCUUGAUUCUUCCCCUUGCAUACUCUUUUGGGCAGAUAACUGUGGAGGUCAAAAUAAAAACUGGAUGCUGUACACGGCUCUUGCCCAAUGUGCAAACGCAGAAUGGGGCCCACCUGGGAUUGUGAUCAAAUAUCUGGAGAAAGGGCACACGUUCAUGAGAGCAGAUUCAAUCCAUGGCUCAAUCGUCAAGAAAAUGAAAGCUCAAGAAAACAUCUAUACGUUUGAUGACUUUGUAGAUCUUUGUAAGACAGUAACAAGAUAGAUUGGUUUUCCUUUGUUUUCUCAAAAUCAGCUAGAAGUGAGUUACUAGGUUUUGCCUUUGGACGGGAGAAGUGGGCCAGUCAAUACCAUUAAUUAUUUGCUUUUCCAGAAACUGCUGGCACUUAAAAGUGCCAUUUAGACAUUACUCUCAACCAGAAUGAGCCCCCUGCCAUUAUACGGUCUGACAAUGGGUCUGGGUAUCUUCUUGAAUUGUCGGAAGUCUCAUGCCACCUUUCAAUCUUAAACAUACUUGGGUGUAACAUUUGCAAGUGGAGUGCACAGAGGUCUGUAAGGACUUAAAACAGAACUCUGCUAGGCUUGUGUAUGCAAAGCUCAAAUUUUAAAACUACAGACUCGGCUCUAUGCACUGGCGUCACACAUUACGCUGCUCUGCAUGUAUUUCUCACAUCGAUUCUCGAUGAAUGUGACAGACAGCAGUCCUUUGAGCAGCGUUAACGGUGAGCAGUCACUCCCAGAGUGCAGAAAGAGUGGGGCUUGGCGCCAAACUUUCAUUUUUCCUGAUAUUUUCACAAGUUGUAAAUGCAUGAAUGCUUUGUAUGUCCUUCACCAGCAUGGCAUACUCCCCUUACCCGUCCAGUCUCUGGCAUUUCUUGGUCAAACAUACCACUGAAUUAAUAUUUCACUGCCGAGCGACUACUCUUUUUCGUCGUCAGUGUUGGAUAUCGUGAUUAAAAAAUAUGAACGGGUUUCCCGGAAAUUUCACAAGAAACUACAAGGCGGUAAUGAGCUCGACCAUAGAGACUAUGAUGAUUGCAGCCUUAGGUAUACAAGUAUAUGAAUCCAUUCCGCUCACAUUAUGUUCAAGCCUCGAGAGUACCAUUAGGCUUUCCAUCAAUUUGAUUGACACUGAUUGUCUCAUUUGAUAAUUUGUAUAUUUGGGAAAUGGGUCAAAUUAAAUAAAGUCCUGAUUUACUGAUUUGAUCAAUGUCAUAAACGAGCGAACAGAAGCAGCUUCUGGUAUUUUGAAAGACUAAUACUAGAAACAUAUUGGCGUUGGGGAAACUUUCCUAAGAGUGAAUGAAACAAAAAAGCAAUCUGCAAUAAACAGUGGAAUGCACCAUAGGUGUUCAUUCUGUUCCGACUACCAAUCAAUCAUAGUUUACUUGUAUAGCCCUAAUCACAAACGUCUCAAAAGUACUGCACAAGCCACAACAUCCUCAGCUCUGAUCCCACAUCAGGGCAAGAAAAAACCCAACCAAAUGGGAACAACAAGAAACUUUGGAAGGCGCCCCCCUCCCCCUGGGUGACCAGUGCAAUGUACGCAGGCAGAGUGGAUAUGGUUAGUAACGUGAGAGUCCAGUCCAUAGGCCAGCAGGGGAUCCUCUUGUACGUAGACAAGAGGAUCCCCUUGGUGCAGAGAUGUCACCAAUUGAUGCACAGAGGAGUGGUCCAUUCCGGUACCGAUUUGGAACAGCUACCGUGGCCUCCAUGGAAACUGAUUUGUGGCCACCUGACAGGAGAGAAAAAAAUUGAGACAGCAGAUGAACUGGUUUAAAAUGGGGUCUAUUUAAUGGCUAGUGUGUAUAAAUGAGUUUUAAGAUGGGACUUAAAUGCUUCUACUGAGGUACCAUGUCUAACUGUUACUGGUAGGGCAUUCCAGGGUACUGUAGCCCGAAUAGAAAACUAUAGCCCGCAGGCUUUUUUGGGGGCUCUGGGAAUCACUAAUACGCUUGAGUUUGCAUGUUUUCCCCGUGACUGCGUCGGUUCCCUCCGGGUACUCUAGCUUCCUCCCAAAUAUUUCAUAUUUCACGGUUUGUUGAAUUUUUGUUGCGUUUCACUUGAUUGUAAAAUAUGUCAAUCAAAAGGGGUGUGCCAUUCAUAUUUUGUCAAUAUUCAGUGUUUUAUCGUUCAUAGAAAAAUAUAAAAUUCUAUUAAAUUUUUUAAGACAGUCUGUCAUAAUGUUUUUAGCAUUCAAUCAGACAUUAUUGUGAGGUUUUGUAUUAGUGUCCCUAAAAAUAGAUAUAUCAGCCCCACAGACACUUUUUUUUCUAAAUGUGGCCCCCGAGUCAAAAUAAUUGCCCAGGCCUGUUCUAGACUGUGCAGCACGGUGGACCUUGGGUUAGUUAGUGCAUGUGCCUCACAAUACGAAAGUCCUGAGUAGUCCUGGGUUCAAUUCUGCGAUCUGUGUGGAGUUUGCAUGUUCUCCCCGUGACUGCGUGGGUUCCCUCCGGGUACUCCGGCUUCCUCCCACUUCCAAAGACAUGCACCUGGGGAUAGGUUGAUUGGCAACACUAAAUUGGCCCUAGUGUGUGAAUGUUGUCCGUCUAUCUGUGUUGGCCCUGCGAUGAGGUGGCGACUUGUCCAGGGUGUACACCGCCUUCCGCCCGAUUGUAGCAGAGAUAGGCUCCAGCGCGACCCCGAAGGGAAUAAGCUGUAGAAAAUGGAUGGAUGGUAACUAUAAUACGCAAAUGUGACGUUCUUGAGUGUCGGUGCUGUCUAGAGCUCGGCAAAGUAACCGUGUAAUACUCUUCCAAAUCAGUAGGUGGCAGCAGGUAUGUAAUUGCUCUGUAGAUGUCGGGAACAUGGUUUGUCGUGAUCACAAUACGUGGGAGGCAGCGUGCAGGUAAAAAGGGAUUUGCUUAAACCAAAAAUAAACAAAGGGUAUUGAAACUUAGGGAUGGCUAUGCAAAACUAAACUAAAACUGAACUGGCUGCAAAUUAAACAAAAACAGAAUGCUGGACGACAGCAAAGACUUACAGCGUCUGGAGCAGACGACAUCCACAAAGUACAUCCGUACAUAACAUGGCAAUCCACACCAAAACAGGAGUGCAAGACAAGAACUAAAACACUACACACAGGAGAACACCAAAAAAACUCAAAAUAAUUCAAGGUGUGAUGUGACAGGUCGUGACAGUACACCUACUUUGAGACAAGAGCUAUAGUGAUGUAUGGUUGGUUUUGGUUUAAAUUCCUUUUCAACAAUUGCGAGAGCGACUUUUUACAUUCACUAUCGGCUGCUGAGUUUAAUUUUUUGUUAUUUUCUGCUGGUGGUGUGCCUCUGGAUUUUUUCAAUGAAAAAAAUGUGAAAAGGUUGAAAAACACUGCUCUUAUACAUACAUUUUACUAGAUGUAUUGCAUCCUCACAUAAUAUGACCAUAAUUAGUUAUCAGUUCUUAUAACUUCAUUCUAACUUUUACACUUUACCUGUUCCCUUUGUAAAACAGCUUGUGAAAUAAAGGGACUGCUGCGUUUUGCAUAAUUGAAUCUAAAAAAAAAAAAUAACUUGUGAGGUUAAGUGUAAUGAUUAUAUGUUCCAUUUACUUUUUUAGCAGUGUAAAUAAUGUUGCUGUCUACUUUAUCACGGUGUUAAAACAAAAUGUUAUCCCAAAGUGAAAUGACACAUAACUUUGUAUUAUAAAUACACCCAUAAUUCACUUUCAGCCUUGAACUUAAUUCCUGUUCCAUUUCAAGACGUCUCUUAGACAUCUGAGUAUGUUCAAUGUUUGUCCUGUCAAUACUUUUUGUUUGGGGUUCUCGCUGUAGCACUCAUGCAGUAUUUCUUUGUUUUGGUAACCGUGUUUGUCCUUUUGUCUUAGUAAUGUAUGCUUUUUUAAUAGAAACAAUGCAUAUCAAGUAAUGAGCUCACACAAUUGACAUACUGUAAUGAUAUGUCCGUCUGUUUAUUUCAGCGUUUUAGUGCCUUUUAUAAUUGAAAUAACUGAAAUAAAGAUAUUGUACACUUCA